AUGCUGCCGCUGCCGCAGGACCUGCAGUUCAAGGUCGCCGAGUUCGUGACGGGCCGCCUGCCGCUGGCCAACGUGCGCGAGGUCCGACCGGGCCGCCGCAGCUACGUGCGCUUCGCGCCCCACGAGGACCGCGCCGCGCCGACGUCGUUCCUCGUCUCCGCCGGCGCGCGCGUCGACGAGCGCCUCGUGCGCGAAUUAGCGGUGCACCACAGCGUCGUCGCCGUCGUCGCCGACGCGCCGUCGUCGGCGAACGAGCUGAGCCUCGACCUCUACGCCGUCUACCAGGAGUUCUCCGGCGAGUCGACGAACCGGACGCUGACGUCCAUCAACGUCUUGGUCGCCUUCGACCUCGGCGCGUCGCUCGCCGUGCGGCUCUGCUCGCGGUUCACGCGGAACUGCGUCGACGCGCUCGUCUUCGCGUCGCCGCGCGUGUCGCCGCCGGCGCCGUCGCCCCUCGAGCGCCUGAGCUUCUGGCGGCGCGGCGACGACGACUUUCGACGGCGCAUGGCGUUUCUGGAGACCGCGGAGAAGCACUGGCCCCGGGCCGACGCGUUUCGCAACACGUUCCAGCCGUCGCUGGUCGUCAUCGGCGACGGGAGCCGUGGUGCGCGCGCCGAGGCCGCGGAGGCGUCGCGUUUGCUCGUCGACUCGGAGGUCGUCGAGCUUCUGGAGGACGAUCCGCGGAAGCUCGCCGCGCUGGUCGUCCGCCACGCGGACCGCGUCCUCGCGAAGUACGCCGAGUACCGCCGGCGGUCCUCGGCGGGCUUCGUCCUCUACACGUCCAAGGAGGACGCGGCCCUCGUCAAGUGCGGCGCCGACCCGCGCGCGCGCGCGGAGCUCGCCGCGACGGGGUAA
Aureococcus anophagefferens is the source of this 855-nucleotide messenger RNA. RefSeq lists its product as hypothetical. The record is from RefSeq and is a predicted model, not a curated record. Lineage: Eukaryota; Pelagophyceae; Pelagomonadales; Pelagomonadaceae. Bases 1 to 855 code for a protein of 284 amino acids. The transcript has a single exon.